This is a messenger RNA of Diceros bicornis minor, 1723 nucleotides long. It is a transcript of the gene CDC42, whose product is annotated as cell division cycle 42. The transcript has 6 exons. Gene Ontology annotation, molecular function: GTP binding; GTPase activity. Bases 277 to 852 code for a protein of 191 amino acids. Gene Ontology annotation, cellular component: dendritic spine. NCBI's taxonomy places the organism in Eukaryota, Metazoa, Chordata, Mammalia, Perissodactyla, Rhinocerotidae. The record is from RefSeq and is a predicted model, not a curated record. Gene Ontology annotation, biological process: small GTPase-mediated signal transduction; modification of synaptic structure.
UCGAGUUCCCAGUACCGUUUCCGUUGGCUUCUCCAGCUCUCUCCCUGCCUGCUCAGCUGAAGCUUCCCUUUCGGGGAGUUACCUCACCCCCUCUCGAAACUGACCUCCUGCCGCUUGCCUAAUUCCUCUUCUUAGGGGGAAAUUUUCUUUGUUCGUUUGUUUUUUGUCUCUCCUUUAAGUCCAAGAGAAAUGCAGUGUGGAAGAUUACGUCAUCGCAAUAUAAGGGGUCGUCAUCGAAUUUGAAAUAUUUAAAGUGGAUACAAAACUGUUUCAGCAAUGCAGACAAUUAAGUGCGUUGUUGUGGGUGAUGGUGCCGUUGGUAAAACAUGUCUCCUGAUAUCCUACACAACAAAUAAAUUUCCAUCUGAGUAUGUACCAACUGUUUUUGACAACUAUGCAGUCACAGUUAUGAUUGGUGGAGAACCAUAUACUCUUGGACUUUUUGAUACUGCAGGGCAAGAGGAUUAUGACAGAUUACGACCGCUGAGUUAUCCACAAACAGAUGUAUUUCUAGUCUGUUUUUCAGUGGUCUCUCCAUCCUCAUUUGAAAAUGUGAAAGAAAAGUGGGUGCCUGAGAUAACUCACCACUGUCCAAAGACUCCUUUCUUGCUUGUUGGGACCCAAAUUGAUCUCAGAGAUGACCCCUCUACUAUUGAGAAACUUGCCAAGAACAAACAGAAGCCUAUCACUCCAGAGACUGCUGAAAAGCUGGCCCGUGACCUGAAGGCUGUCAAGUAUGUGGAGUGUUCUGCACUCACGCAGAAAGGCCUAAAGAAUGUAUUUGAUGAAGCAAUAUUGGCUGCCCUGGAGCCUCCAGAACCGAAGAAGAGCCGCAGGUGUGUGCUGCUAUGAACAUCUCUCCAGAGCCCUUUCUGCACAGCUGGUGUCGGCAUCAUACUAAAAGCAAUGUUUAAAUCAAACUAAAGAUUAAAAGUUAAAAUUCGUUUUUGCAAUAAUGACAAAUGCCCUGCACCUACCCACAUGCACUCAUGUGAGACAAGGCCCGUAGGUAUGGCCCCUUCCCCCUUUCAGUACUAGUUAAUUUUGAGUAAUUGUGUAUUGUCAGAAAAGUGAUCAGUACUAGUUUUUGUUUUGUCGUUUCAAAAAAGUUUUUUUUUGUUUAAAAGCAAGGCAUGCUUGUGAUGACUCUGUAACAGACUAAUUUGGGUUGUUGAAGCUGCUCCCGGGUUCCGCUCAGGAGAGUAAUCUGGGACAUCUAGGUUUUUUUUGUUUUUAUCUUGUUUUUUUUUUUUCUUUUUUUGGGGGGGUAGUGUGUGUGGGUUUUUUUUUAUUUAGUCAUGUUUUUUUAAUUCAUUAACCAUUGGACAGCCCUUAAGGGGAGGAGGACGGAUUGAUUCCACAUUCCACUUCCUAGAUCUAGUGUAGAAAACAUGUUCCCCACCUGGUGCUCUUAGGAAGGAGUAUAGUAAAUGCCUCAUUUAAUAACAUACUCCUUUUUGAAAGUUGCCUUUUCUCUCCACCCUUGAGUAGGUCCAGUAUUUGAUGAAACUCGUGAAAGUGGGUGGAACCUGUCUUGCCCCUCCUCUUUUCUAGGAUGCACUAUAUAUGUGACUGUGACUUGCAAGGAAAUUUGUUUGCCAUUUGCUGAUUUUUUUUGAAGUUAGUUUCUAACUUCUUUCACUGAUAAAUGAAGAAAAGUAUUGCACCUUUUGAAAUACACCAAAUGGAUUGAGUACGUAAUUAAACAUUUUUUUCCCUGUCA